AUGCCGCUGCUCUGGACCAACAUCCGGAUACCACGCAUUAAAUUCACAGACGCAGUUAAGAGCCUCUUCCGCAACCUGAAUUGGAUUCAACACCGUGUGUUGAUAAAUCUGAAGAUUACGGGCAAGCCACACCUUAUAUGUCAGUGUGCACAGCAGUUGAACACUGAAUUUGUCGCCACAAGUAAGCACACUAAACAGCCAAUCGUUAAAGUCCACAGAAUGAGGAAGCCUGAAGCUAAGAAUAGAGGAGAAGAAGGCAUGUUUUGCGAACUUACAGUCGAGGAAGAGGUGUUGAACCAAUUCAGAGGAAGACUGGCAGAAGUUACACCCAACAUCCAGCCUUAUCCCCUUUUUGAUGAGAUUCUCCUUUGUUGGCAGAACAUUCUUGGAAGCUCUCCAUAG
Messenger RNA from Vicia faba (fava bean), 402 nucleotides. Lineage: Eukaryota; Viridiplantae; Streptophyta; Magnoliopsida; Fabales; Fabaceae. The record is from the annotation of a GenBank genome assembly.